Molecule: messenger RNA, 2139 nt
Organism: Aureobasidium pullulans EXF-150
Lineage: Eukaryota; Fungi; Ascomycota; Dothideomycetes; Dothideales; Saccotheciaceae
Exons: 3
Coding region: 1-2139 (712 amino acids)
Biological process (GO): transmembrane transport
Cellular component (GO): membrane
Molecular function (GO): sulfate transmembrane transporter activity
Source: RefSeq, a predicted model, not a curated record
AUGCAACACUAUGGCAGUACCUUCAGUACCAAUUCAUACGAUCCAAGAGAAGGUCUCGAGAGUGGUACUGUCACUCCUCACAGUCUGUUGGACGACAAUGCCACCGACGGUCUCCUCGGUUCUGCCUCUGGUAGCAAUAUGAGCACAACCAGAUGGCUGGCCAAGCAGCAUGGUGUCAAGAAUGAGCGAGCCAUGUAUUUGCAAUACUAUCUCCCUGUGACCAAUUGGAUUCGCCAGUAUCGCUGGAAGUUCCUGCGUGGUGACUUAAUUGCCGCUUUGACUAUGGCUUCCUUCUAUAUCCCUAUGUCCCUGUCAUACGCCUCGAAUUUGGCCCACCUACCACCCAUCAAUGGUCUCUACGCAUUCGUCUUCAAUCCAUUCAUCUACGCCAUUUUUGGUACUGUACCCCAAUUGGUUGUUGGUCCCGAAGCCGCUGGAUCUCUCCUUACUGGACAGGUCGUGCGCGAGAACAUCAGUUCCGGAAAACACAGAGACAACGAUUUUGCGAGUAACACUCAGAUCGCCGGAAUGGUGACUGGAAUCGCCGGAGCCAUUAUUUUGCUUGCAGGUCUCUUCAGACUUGGCUUCUUGGAUAGUGUCCUCAGCCGACCUUUCUUGCGCGGCUUUAUCAGUGCUAUUGGUGUUGUCAUUUUUGUCGAUCAACUUGUACCGGAAACUGGAAUGAGUGCGCUCAUCGAACAUGAUCCUAGUGGUGCUGCUCAUGGCAGUUCCUUGACAAAGAUCAUCUACCUCAUCAAGAAUGCCGACAAAGCACACAGGUUGACUUGCGCUGUCUCCUUUGGCGCCUUCGCCAUUGUCAUGGUCUUCAGACAGCUCAAGAGAAGCUUGCAACCAAGAUAUCCCUCGGUAGCCUACUUCCCUGAUCGGUUCCUCGUCGUUGUCUUCUCUGCCCUCUUCACCUGGGGCUUCUCCUGGGACAAACAAGGUCUCGAUAUCCUCGGCGAUCUCAAAACCACAGGCAAACCCUUCCAAGUGCACUUCCCUUUCCAACCUUCCAUGAUGGAACAUGUCACCGACGCCUUCUCGACCUCCUUCCUCAUUGCACUCUUAGGUUUCUUCGAGUCCAGUGUAGCUGCAAAAUCUCUCGCCAACAGCACUGCAAAGAUCGAGAAGAAAAUCGACAAGGAUGGCAAUGAGUAUGAAGAGGCCGAUGGUAUCGUCAACAUGAACGUCUCUGCUAACCGCGAGUUGGUUGCUUUGGGUGUGGCGAACAUCUUUGGCGGUCUGUUCAUGGGAAUCCCUGCUUUCGGUGGAUAUGGAAGGAGUCUUGUCAACAAGAGCACUGGUGGCAAGACACCUAUGAGCAGUGUAUUCUUGUCAUUAAUCACUGUCUUCUGCAUUCUUUUCUUGUUGCCGUACUUUUACUAUAUUCCGAAAGGCGUCCUCGCAGCCAUGAUCUCAGUGGUAGCUUACUCGCUGAUCGAAGAAGCACCCCACGACAUCCACUUUUUCUACUCUAUCCGCGGCUACUCGGAACUUGCCCUCAUGGCCCUAAUCUUCCUAACAACUUUCUUCUGGAACCUCCGCAUCGGCAUCGCCGUAGGAAUCGGACUUUCCCUCCUCCGUCUCCUCAAACACGCCACUCGUCCACGCAUCCAAAUCCUAGGCCGUGUUCCCGGUACACAAAACCAAUUCGACUCUGCUGAACAUGGAGGCUUGGAAUUCGUACCCCAUGUGCUUAUUGUGAGGAUUCCGGAACCGCUUACCUUUGCAAACACGGGAAGUCUCAAAGAUCGCCUGAGGAGGUUGGAAAACCAUGGUACUUCUGCCGCUCACCCUGCCCUCCCACGCGUCAGACACGAUCAACAUAACCGUAAUGUCGUGUUUGAUAUCCACGGCGUGACUUCUCUGGACCCUGCUGCCUCGCAAGUGCUGUUGGAAAUCGUGACUGGAUAUCGCGAACGUGGGACUAGGGUUUUCUUCUGCAGGGUACCCAGUCGAAGGAGUCAGGUUUGGAAACUUAUGGUGGCCAGUGGGAUUGUGGAGGUUUGUGGUGGCGAAAGUCAUUUCGUACGUGGAGUUGAGCAUGCGCUUGCAUUGGCCGAGGCGCAAGAGCGAGAGGAUAGUUUGAGGGAGGAUGGAGGUAGUGUUGAGGAGGGAAGAGCAAACACUACGUGA